Messenger RNA from Lichtheimia ornata, 1110 nucleotides. RefSeq lists its product as uncharacterized. The record is from RefSeq and is a predicted model, not a curated record. The transcript has 2 exons. Lineage: Eukaryota; Fungi; Mucoromycota; Mucoromycetes; Mucorales; Lichtheimiaceae. The coding region runs from base 1 to 1110 and encodes 369 amino acids.
AUGUAUCAUACAAAACCCAAAGUGCUGCUUAACCAGUGGUGCACAAGAAACGAGCAACUCCUUGACGCCACGUCAUUAAAAGAAGAUGGCAAAACUCAAGACAAGAAGGCUUUGAAGGACAUUGUUCAUUUGUCUAGUUUCAAAAAGGACAUCCCACCCUUGCAGAUUCGACGCAGUAAGCGAUAUCCAAGAUCCAAGGCCUUUGUACAAAGACUUUCUGAAGGCCAAACCGUGCGCGCUGUAAGGGAUUACUUUCGACGUUUUCCUAUAACCCAAGACUUGAAAAGCCGGGAUGCCUACAUUAUCACGGACGAUGUGUAUAACGAAUGCGUCAAGUUGCAAAGCCAGGCUACACGUCGACACAAUAAUGAACACGAGUCUGCUAAAGAGUGGGUCAUCACAGAUGAAGGGAAUUUUGGCUACUACAGCGACUUGGAUGACAACGAGCAUGCUUUAUGCAUUUCGACAACCUGGCAACAGAGUUCCUUUGCUAGAGCUCGUGGUGUACACCUUGACGCCGCCACCCAUGAUAUCACUGGCAAGAACGUCGUCAUGUAUACCAUCAUCACCCAGCAUGGCGUCGUUUCCCCAUUUGCUUACCUUAUCACCAACCUCUCCACUACUUACAUGUAUCCUGGACCACAAAGGGAUUGGAACCAUCACCAUCGGCUGCAAUUUGACGGUGGAAAGACAAAUGCGGCUUGCAUGGGGCAAUCAUAUCAACAUAAAGUCCUGCCUGUGCAUGGCAUGUAUCUCGUGCAUGGAAUAGCACCCUAUCCUGUGUCCGGUCGUCUCCAAGAGAUCCGAAAACGCGCAAGAGGAGGACCACCAAAAGGAGUUCUUGGACCCCUCUCCAGAGGCUACAUCCCCAUGGGUGGGGUCGACACCAUGGAUACCAACAACUAUGUCGAGACUUGGCACAACCAGCUGAAAUCAGUGUACUUGAAUCGUUAUCCCACCCGACGUCUUGAUACAUUGAUACACAAGCUGGUGGAAGAGAUCAAUGUCGACUUGCAGUAUGAGCUGAAUAGGCUGUGCAAGAAAGGUCGAUACAUCUGUGAGCAGCGCAACAAGGCAAAGAUUGCUGUAGAAAACAUGGCUGGUAUGUAA